This is a messenger RNA of Ooceraea biroi (clonal raider ant), 3979 nucleotides long. It is a transcript of the gene Cow, whose product is annotated as Proteoglycan Cow. Gene Ontology annotation, biological process: anatomical structure development. NCBI's taxonomy places the organism in Eukaryota, Metazoa, Arthropoda, Insecta, Hymenoptera, Formicidae. The record is from RefSeq and is a predicted model, not a curated record. Gene Ontology annotation, molecular function: collagen binding; calcium ion binding; extracellular matrix binding.
AUGAGAUUCUCGUGGGUGUUCGCAGCCACGGUGCUGCUGUUCCUGGCUACGGGCGUAAGGUGCAAGAGGAAAUUCGACGGGGACUUUGAAUUCGCCGAGGAGGAUGAUACCCGCAUAAUGAAAAUGGGCGACAAGAAACGUUGGAUACACGAUCCGAAUAGUGAGCUUUGUCGUCCACUCAACUGCAAGAAGAAGGAACUCUGCCUCUUGGAGGAUACGUUCACGGCUGUCUGCGUCUCGAAGAAAGAGCUCCACAAAUCGGGGGAUAUAGUGAUUCCAAAGUCUCGUGUGAUUCAACAGCGACGGAUGAGAACCGAAACCUCGGUCGAUUCCGACGACGACGACGCCUUCUUUGAUUCCGAGGACGACGAUGAGGACCAGGAUGAGUCAAAGUGCCAGGAAUGUCCUGUGGUGAAGCCUACGUUCCUCUGCGGAAACGACAAUCGCACGUACAGCUCGCCGUGUCGUCUCGAGUACCACAACUGCAUUCACCACACUUCCGUCCACAUCACCUGCAAAGGUUUUUGUCCGUGCAAAGUUGCCGAUCUGCGAACGUACUCAAAGAAGAUGCAGAUGCAGAGGAAGAAGAUAAUGGGUAAGAUGGGCCGGAACCACGACAUCACUCUCACGCCCCGCGACUUCAAUUACGACAAUCAUCACUACCAGUACCUCAAGUACACGAAACGCGGCAAGAAUCUCGCUGUCGCGAACAGAUAUGACGACAAACAUUUGAUGAGCAACGAAGUCAUGGACAAAACCCAGUCACCGUUGAAAGCGAUGUACAAUGUGCAAUCACCGUCCAGAAAUACCGAUUGCCCGUCGUCGUCCAAGCCCGCGAUGGCUAAUCGCCUUUUGGACUGGUUCUCCGUCGUGAUGGCAGACUUCAAGCAUCGUCGUCAGCAUCCUAAGCCUAAAGGUCACUUCCCUAUCGGUUGUCAGAGCGAGGUCAGGUGGAUGUUCGGGCAUUUGGACAGUGACAGCGACGGCCGACUCUCGCUCUCCGAGCUGUACGGUCUGGAACACGACCAGAAUGAACCGUGUUUGAAACCCUUCCUGGAUGGUUGCGAUACCGAUAGUGAUAUUUUCGUAAGCGGACCUGAGUGGUGCGGAUGCUUCUCCAAGGCUGAACGUCCAUGUGCCGCUGUGCGCAGACGAUCAUCACCGGAUUCCGCACCUGCAUGUGAUUCGCGAGGAUAUUACCGCAGUACCCAGUGCCAUCGUGGCCUUGGCCUUUGCUGGUGUGUCGAUCCGCACGGUGUUGAGUUCGCUGGUACCAGAACGCGUGGCGCAAAGCCUGAUUGCGACACGAUCGUGAUCAAGAUCACUAGCGGUGGGCUCAAGACCAACAACGUGGACCUCGACGACGACGAGGACGGUGGCACCGAUUCCGCUCAGGACCUCGAAGGCUCGGCAGAUCAACCUCUAGAUUUCUAGAUAGAUUAGAGUUGGCGGCCAGCAACGGGAGCGCAUCAUCUUCACCGAUAAGAGCGAUGCCGACUGCGCGGGAAGCAUUUUCUUUUGCGAGAAAGGAUGGCGCGCGUCCGGUCGCCCACCGACUGCAGGGAACACCGUCACGGUGUCCCAUGUUGUCAUCGGGCCGCUUGUCGAUCCGGUCGAGGUCGCGAUCCACACGAUACGAAUAAACGAAACGUGAGCCUAAAUGAGUUCCGAGAGCAACGAAAAGCACGACGAUCAUUAGUUAUGGGGAAGUCGGGCCCCCGUGGCGAGCCGCGCCGAACCGACGGAGAUCGUUGUUAAAUCGUCGUAACGACUUUUAGACGCGUCCUUCGUCCCAAUUAGGAAACUCCAGUCAACGUUAAAGUAGCGAGUGUCUUGGCUGUCGUGCAAUAAUCGCGUAUGUCCAGCUAGCGGCGUUUGCGGUCGAGACUACGCCGUAGAAUCCCGUGCAAUCGUAAUUCCGUGCAAUAUGCAAUAGAGUCCGUUGUAUAGAGAAUACGCAAAUUAUGACCGAAGUGUGUGCACGUGUGUGCGAGGGUUGCUGGCGACGGAGCGAGAGAACGAGGGGAAGAGAAAGAGAGUCGGAAACUUCCGCUGCGAACCGCGUUGAAUACCGACCGUUUGGAUUAUCUCCGUGCCUGUCGAGGUACCUCCACGCACAACUAAAUCUAUAAAUAAUAUAAUUAUGGAUCAUUUAUGCAUAUACAGAAUAGCGAUGGCUUUGGCAGAACGGAAUAAUUUCGCCGGCAGAAUCGGCCAGAAUUUCACGUACGCGUCAUGACAUAAAUUACAUUUAACGAGAAAAUAACGAACAAACGCCCUGCGUGUGAUUUCUAAUCGCUAGAUUACAACAAUAUCGAUUGUAAACGUCGAAACAAUAAUAAUAAUAAUAAUAACGCUAAUUACAAUGUUGUGUAGUAAUAACGCAGCAGCUGUACGCGAGCAAACAAAUCGGUUGAGAGGGAAAACGGACGGGAGUGUUGUUGACGGACGAAAGAGGCGAGCGGAAGCGAAGUCAUUCUGCUACUGUCGCGCUUGUACACGCUAGAACUUAGUUGAUCCACCCGAAGCAGAUAGGUUUUCGUAGCUCUUGUCACUCUUCACCUUCGGCUGUGUUUCGCCGAAUGCGGAAUACGAGAAUCCCGCCGUCAUUCCGCUUAUUUAUUACAUUCCCUUCAGGCAGGCCCAGAGCGCUCUUUAAGUUAUUCUCCUUUCUCCCGUAGCCGCCUCGCGCUAUAAGGUUAAUGUAAGAUACGCGGAAUAAACGAUCUACUUCGUACUCGCUAACGACCUAUCUCAUACCUACAUCGCAGUUCAAUCACGACCAUCGGACGUCGGAAUCGGUUGUUGAGAAUGCGCGAGAUCGCUUAUAGAAGUAACGCGAAAAAAAAGCAGCACGUUAUCUCUUACCACAUUGCGCGGUCCGAUUCGCAGAGAUAUGUAUGUACAUUACGAUUCUUUACGCCCGCAAUCGGAGCAACAUCCAUCACGCGACGCUGAGAGAUUGUUUUCUACGAAGCUAGAAAAUGUUUGACGUCGUGAUUCGUCUGCAUUUACUGUAAUUAUAAUAAGCAUUUUUACUUACAACUUUUACUUAAAAGAGUGUGCAUGGUACACCGUAGAUAUUAGAGUAACAUGUAAUCCGUAGAGAAAGAAAAAAAAAAGAUCAGUGUGUGACUAUGUGAAUAUGCCCCUAGCGUUUAGAAGGCAAUUUACGUAGGGAGAUAGUCGACGCAAAUUACACGUGUCUCAUUUAAAAUGAAAGUCACGAUUGAUUUUGCCAGCCUAACGCGUUUCACUUCGACAUGCAUUCCUUCGACGAGGUAUUCAGGGAAAACGGGAUGACUCGUUGUAUUGGUCAAAGGCGACGUAGUAUAUAUUAAAAAGUAUUUAAGUAAGACGUCACGCGCGUGUAUGCGAGAAUGCGCACCUUAUUCUUUCUCCCUUAGUACGCUUCUUAUUCCGUUGACGCACGACGCAACGGUUAACGGUUAUGAUUUUAUCAGCCGUCUAUUUUUAUAUAAAUGACAAUUUGCACCGUUAUAUUUCGUUAUUCAGAGAAUAACUUUGAUCAUUGUCAGUUCAUCCAUAAUGUCUUGCCUUAACAUGGACAUGGCGUGUUAUUCUUGCGCAUUAAAGUAUGUAGAUGACACUUAAAAAAAAUAUAUCUACAUAUUUAACUGAUAAACGACAUCGUCCGCAAUAUGAGCUAACGCAUUACUCCUUCCUGCAUCGAGCGCAAUUUGCAUUGCCUGACUUAACUGUACUGUCGAUUUAGACUAAUUAAUACAUGCGACUACUACAUGCGAAUAGUUUUACCGAGUCUUGCAUAUUGUAUAUACAUAAUUAUAUACAAUGAAAAUCAUCGUCAGUGAUCUUCGUACCGUGAUGAUUUUUGUAUGGUAUGCACUUGAUCAAAGCGUAAAGAAUUUUUACUUCAUUCAAGAGCUACCGUAAGUAUCUUACUCAAUUGGUAUUGUACAUGUGCUGUAAGAAUUCUUUAUGAAUAAAGAUUGUUGUA